GUCAUACUUCUAUUAUUGAAUGACAAUCUCUAAUUAAUAUUAGGCAAUGGGGCCUCUUGUUGGUUCCCGUAGCCUGACAUUGCGUCGUCAUGUUUGCAUCAACGCCUUUGCCGCAGCAAUUCCACGACGGGUGAUUUACAGGAACAGCCGACUUUACUCACAGGUAGCCAAGGAUGAGGCAGAAAGCUCAUCAAAGCGCACCAGCUUAUUAGACCUUUGGCAUAAAUAUGAGGCCAAUGAUGAAUUACUUGGACUCGGAUCAGAGGACAUCUACGUGGGAUUAUUAGGCAAGAGUCGCAAUGUCUCAAAGCAUCUCUCAUUCGCAGAUCUCACCACACCGUCCGGCGAAAUCAUUCAGGUCUGCUCUAGCUCUGAAAGAGACAGUGAAGCCCAUGACGAUUUCCGCCAGGUUCCAGCUUUCAGUCCCGUGCUUAUUCGUAUAAAGCAACAAGAGGCUGUAAACGCCGCUGAGCCCACUGCCAGUGAAGGCUCAUCAAAACGAACUGUCUACCUUGACAGCAUACGGGCCCUCAACAGCGUUCCGAAAAAUCUCAUAGUGACGCCCGAAGUCCAGUUCCCGCCAACAAAAAGACACCUCCAGAUCCGAUUUCACCCGGAAUUACAAGCCAGACUUCAAUUUAGAUCAUGGCUGAAAGGAAUGCUUAACCACAGCUUGCUCCAGAAGGGUUUCACUGAUAUAGAGACGCCGACUCUCUUCAAGUCUACCCCCGAAGGUGCUAGAGAAUUUCUUGUCCCCACACGACAAAAGGGUACCGCUUAUGCUCUAAGUCAAAGCCCUCAACAAUACAAGCAGGUCCUCAUGGCUAGUGGUAUUAUGCGUUAUAUGCAAUGGGCUCGCUGUUACCGCGACGAGGAUCUCCGCGCCGAUCGGCAGCCUGAAUUCUCACAGCUCGAUAUGGAGUGGGCGUUUGCUGGAGCCGAGACUGUGCAAAAAGAUAUCAAUGAUAUCAUCCUAGGAGCAUUAGCCGCCCUGCAGCCUGCACAUAGCUACAAGGAGAUUCGAGGGGAGGUGGUUCCAGUUGUUGCUGAUAUACCUUCUACUCCACCGCCAGCAGACCAACCUGUGGCCCAUCAGUUUACCAAUCUUACUUUUGCAGAUAGCAUUGCGGCGUAUGGCUCUGACAAGCCAGACUUGCGUAUUCCGUUGAGGAUACACGCCCUCCCGGAUCUUGAGCCUUAUCGUAACUUCGUUGGCAUGAUCACUCAUCUAUCUAACCCUCUUAUAGAGGCCUUCACAUUGCCAUUGAACGGCUGCUCUCCCUCGGAUGCGCGCAAAUUUGUCACUAAGUUUAUGGACGAGCUCCCCGCCUCUCUGGCAAAUAACCCAGAUGGCAAACCUCAAAUUCUCAUCCACGACUCGAGCAAGCCACUAUGCGGGUUCUCUUCGCUGGGCUUUGAAUAUGAGAGCGUUUUGGACUUAGUUUCAGAAAAGCAGGGUCUUCAAGACGGAGACCUUGUUGUCUUCCAGGCACGCGAGAAGCCUGCUGGACAAUAUUACUCGGGCUCAACUAGAAUUGGAGACGUCCGCAACUUGUUGUGGAAGGCACUUGUGGAAGCAGGUUACAUGGAAACCCCACGACUUGGUGAGCCAGGAUCGCUCCGGUUUGUAUGGGUAACAGAGUUUCCCAUGUUCAAGCCAGUUGAAGAGGGUGAGCCUGGCCAGGAGGGCGCAGCAGGAAUUGCGGCUUCUCACCACCCCUUCACGGCUCCUCUCUCCCAGAAAGACUUAGAGCUACUCUUUACCGAUCCCCUAGAGGCAAAGAGCGCUGCUUAUGAUCUGGUCCUCAAUGGAAUUGAGAUUGGCGGUGGUAGUGUGCGUAACCAUAUUGCGGACGUUCAAGACUUCAUCAUGCGGGACGUUCUGAAGAUGACCGACAAGAGAAUCAAGGACUUUUCUCAUCUGUUCGAAGCUCUACGAUCAGGAUGUCCUCCUCAUGCCGGCUUUGCACUCGGAUUUGAUCGACUUGCGGCCCUGAUGACCGGCACGCCGACUGUCCGAGACGUCAUAGCCUUUCCGAAGACGAUGAAGGGAGAAGAUCCUUUCGUUCAGUCACCCAGCAAGCUCAGCAAUGAGCAGCUUGCUCCAUAUGGCUUGCAACUCCGCUCAAAAUCUGCUUAAGUUGAGAGUGGAGUAUUCUUUACCACUAAUAUUUCGAUCACUGGGAUCAUCUCAAGAGUAUUCAUAUGACUGAUUAGAUAGGACGGCCACUGGAACCCGAUCAUGUAAAUGAGAACUGUAUGACUAUGACGUGCAGAGUCUUGGACGCAAAUCUUGUAUAAUAAAUGUCCAACCACAGCACCAUUUAGACAGCAUAUAUUCCAUUCAAUAACAUUACGAAC
Messenger RNA from Trichoderma harzianum CBS 226.95, 2361 nucleotides. RefSeq lists its product as hypothetical. The transcript is spliced from 4 exons. Gene Ontology annotation, molecular function: ATP binding; aspartate-tRNA ligase activity. Gene Ontology annotation, biological process: aspartyl-tRNA aminoacylation. Lineage: Eukaryota; Fungi; Ascomycota; Sordariomycetes; Hypocreales; Hypocreaceae. Bases 47 to 2140 code for a protein of 697 amino acids. Gene Ontology annotation, cellular component: mitochondrion; cytoplasm. The record is from RefSeq and is a predicted model, not a curated record.